Messenger RNA from Pediculus humanus corporis (human body louse), 999 nucleotides. RefSeq names its product G1/S-specific cyclin-E1, putative. Gene Ontology annotation, cellular component: nucleus; centrosome; cyclin E1-CDK2 complex. Gene Ontology annotation, biological process: G1/S transition of mitotic cell cycle; regulation of cyclin-dependent protein serine/threonine kinase activity. The transcript has 4 exons. Gene Ontology annotation, molecular function: cyclin-dependent protein serine/threonine kinase regulator activity. NCBI's taxonomy places the organism in Eukaryota, Metazoa, Arthropoda, Insecta, Psocodea, Pediculidae. Bases 1 to 999 code for a protein of 332 amino acids. The record is from RefSeq and is a predicted model, not a curated record.
AUGCUUGGAGAAUAUUCUACAUCAUUUCAAAAAUUAGAAAAAAAUGAUCAUUCUCCUACGUUAACGUGGGCGAAAUGGGAACAAUUAUGGAACGUAAUGCGGUCUAAGGAUAAAGAAUUAGCAAUGAAAAGAAAUCCUAAAUUGUUUGAUCAAAGUCCCGAUAUUAGGCCUAAAAUGAGAUCUAUUCUUUUAGACUGGAUUACAGAAGUUUGUGAAGCGUAUAAAAUUCAUAGGGAAACUUAUUAUUUAGCCGUUGAUUAUUUAGAUCGAUAUUUAUCUAUUCAAACUGGAGUUGUUAGAAGCGUCACUUGCUUAUUUAUAGCGUCUAAAGUUGAAGAAAUUUAUCCUCCAAAAUUAAUGGAAUUCGCAUUUGUCACAGAUAAAGCAUGUAAAGCGGAACAAAUUUUGGAUAUGGAAUUGGUUAUACUUAAAACCUUAGAUUGGAAUUUAGCAUCAAUAACCGCACAUGCUUGGUUAAAUUUAUACACUCAAAUUUGUAAUGUCAAUAAUUCAAAUGAAAAUUUAUCAAAUUAUUCUUUUAUAUUUCCAAACCAUUCAAUAAAAGAAUAUUUGCAAUCCUCUCAACUAUUGGAUUUGUGUAUUCUCGACGAAGGCUCCCUAAGAUUUCCUUACAGUGUUUUAGCCGCAUCCGGAAUUUAUUUAACAUCAUACACUGAUCAAAUUCUUCGUGCAUCAGGUUUGCAGUGGUCGGACAUUUCAGAGUGUGUAGAAUGGAUGAGUGCAUUCGCUCAAACAAUUAAAGAAGAAAAAUCUUCCAACUCCCCAAGUAAGAUUAACCAUUUAUCAUCAAAUAUUUCAAAUGAAUUUUAUCAAAGGCAAACUCAUUCUGUGGAUUUAAAUUUAUUGGAAAAAGCUCAAAUAAAAAUUCAAAACAGAAUAUCUGAUGUUAGUACUCCUACUCACAAAUCAAUGGUUUUUUUGACGCCUCCUUCAAGCACGAAAAAAACAUCGUCCAAUACUGAAAUUAUUUGUGGUUAA